Molecule: messenger RNA, 291 nt
Organism: Penicilliopsis zonata CBS 506.65
Lineage: Eukaryota; Fungi; Ascomycota; Eurotiomycetes; Eurotiales; Aspergillaceae
Exons: 2
Source: RefSeq, a predicted model, not a curated record
CCCCCCCCCCUGCAAGCCAGCGUUUCUCCUCGCGAUGAGUGGCCCUGUCCUUGCCCACAGCGACUCCUCCUCCCAGCCACCACGGCCGAUUGUCCUGACUGAACGCCCCUUCGAGCCUGCCGACGACUGGGCGGGCCUGACCGACCCGACAGAGCGGCGCAGACGUCAGAACCGGAUCAACCAGCGAGCUUAUCGUCGACGGAGACAGGUGGAGAAGACUGUCAAUAAUGUCGGUCCACAAAGCACAGACUACAAACCUCCCCCUCCUCCUCCUCCUCCUCCUCCUCCUCC